UGCCGUGACCUUCCUCCCAAUGUGCAGAUCCAGCCCGAGCGAGACGGAGCUGACGGCUUCCCCGCCAGCGCCCCGGCCGCCCCCGCUGCCCCCCGGCCUCCGCAGCCCCGCGGCCGCCCCGCGCCCUCCCCUGCUCCCCGCAGCCGCUCGCCCAAGUGCAUGAGGCUGCUGCUUGCCCAAGAGCCACCGAGCGCCCGCACCGACGGCCGAGGCCGCCCCGGGAGCCAUGUCAGGGUUCCUACGACGAGUCGGCGGCGGCCGCCGAGGAAACGACCGACAGCUUCUGGGAGGUGGGGAACUACAAGCGCACGGUGAAGCGCAUCGAUGACGGGCACCGGCUCUGCAACGACCUCAUGAACUGCGUGCACGAGAGGGCCAAGAUCGAGAAGUCCUACGCCCAGCAGCUCACCGACUGGUCCAAGCGGUGGAGGCAGCUGAUCGAGAAAGGCCCGCAGUACGGCAGCCUGGAGAGGGCCUGGGGGGCCAUCAUGACGGAGGCGGACAAGGUGAGCGAGCUGCACCAGGAGGUGAAGAACAGCCUGCUGAACGACGACUUCGAGAAGGUCAAGAACUGGCAGAAGGACGCCUACCACAAGCAGAUCAUGGGAGGCUUCAAGGAGGCCAAGGAGGCCGAGGACGGCUUCCGAAAAGCGCAGAAGCCCUGGGCCAAAAAGCUCAAGGAGCUGGAGACGGCCAAGAAAGCCUACCACCUGGCCUGCAAGGAGGAGAAGCUGGCCAUGACCCGGGAAGCCAACAGCAAGGCGGACCAGUCCAACACCCCCGAGCAGCAGAAGAAGCUCCAGGACAAAGUGGAAAAGUGCAAGCAAGACGUGCAGAAGACUCAGGAGAAGUACGAGAAGGUGCUGGACGAGCUGAACAAGUGUACCCCGCAGUACAUGGAGAGCAUGGAGCAGGUCUUCGAGCAGUGCCAGCAGUUCGAGGAGAAGAGGCUCAACUUCCUCAAGGAAGUGCUGCUGGACAUCAAGAGGCACCUGAACCUGGCCGAGAGCAGCAGCUACGCCAACGUCUACCGGGAGCUGGAGCAGACCAUCCGCCUGUCGGACGCGCAGGAGGACCUCCGGUGGUUCCGCAGCACCAGUGGCCCCGGCAUGGCCAUGAACUGGCCCCAGUUUGAGGAGUGGAACCCGGACCUGACGCACACGAUAGCGAGGAAGGAGAAGAUGAAGAAGGGCGAGGGGGUGACCCUGACCAACGUCAGCUCGGGGGAGACCGGCGCGUCGGCGGGCGAGCGCGGGAGCGUCAGCAGCCACGACCGCGGGCAGACCUACAGCGCCGAGUGGUCCGACGACGAGGGCAGCAACUCCUUCAACGCCAGCGAGGCCAACGGGGGCACCAACCCCUUCGACGAGGACUCGGCGGGGAAGGGCGUGCGGGUGCGGGCGCUGUACGACUACGACGGGCAGGAGCAGGACGAGCUCAGCUUCAAAGCAGGCGAUGAGCUGACCAAGCUGGGAGAAGAAGACGAGCAAGGCUGGUGCAAGGGGCGCUUGGACAACGGGCAGCUGGGUCUCUACCCCGCCAACUACGUGGAGGCAAUCUAAGUCUUGUGGUGUGCUCCUCGUCGCUGUCCGCAGAUAAAUCCACCCUCCGUUGUCUCAUCUCUCCGCCAGCCAGCCAGCCAUCUCGCCGUCCGGUCCGUCGCCCCUCACAGUUAGAGAUUCAGACAUAUUUUCCGACCAAGCUUUUAUUUUUUUAAGAGUUGUCUCCGAAGAGUAUUUUGCAUAGCCGCUUUUCUUCUUCUUCUAAGAUAACGUGAAGCGAAAGAUGACGUUGUCCGUGCUGCGUUAGCUGAUUUGCCGAGCGAAAAGCCGAUACCUCAAGAUCUCCAAGCCCAGCCGGUGACAGCCCCUGGCUGGUGGCUUUUACAGACACUGACACCCUGAGCCGCCCCACGACCGGCUGCAAGCGCUCCGAAAUGCACGGCGCUGAAGCUCCUGGGACCAACCUAAUUCGCCCCCCUGAAAAUGAGAGGGAAUGGGGUUUUGCUCCAUUUAUUUUUUGGCUGUUCUGUGUUCUCCCCGAGUCCUCCUCCAUCCCCGAAGGAAGGGGACCAACGUCCCCCCCUACCCCGCAGCCGCCUGUCCCCAUCCAGGGGCACCGAGCGAGGUGGGACCAGCCCCAGCAUGGAGCUUGGUGGCAUCUCUCCAGCUUCCUCCUCCUCCUCCUCCUCCUCCUCGUGGCCGGGUGCUGCCACCACGCUCCAAGCCAAUGCCCUGCCUGUGCUGCAGGGAGCAGCAGCGGCCUCCACAAGGGUAUUUAUCCCAGGUCAACCAGAUCCUAAAAGCGCUGCCGCUUCCCCGAGGACCUCUCCACAGCCCCACGCUGCCACCAGCGCCCCGCAGCCAGCCCAGGAUCUCGGGGACCCGCUGGGGACCAUCCCCUCCGACCCCUUCUUGAGGUCUGGCACAUGAGGGAUGGGAGCAGGGGCAGGGGGACACCCUCCAGGCUCACCCCAUUCCUGCACCUGGGCUCUGGGAGCAGCAUCAGCAUGGGCCGGAGCCCCCUCAUGCACCCAUGGGUGCCCCCGCACAGCGCUCUCACCCCACCCCUCUUCUCUGAUCAUUCCAUUUUUUUCCACCCACCACCCUCAGCAGCAUCAAUGCCGAUGCUUUCCCUGUGUAUUUCCCCCUCUCCUCGCCUGCCCGCUCCGUCGGCUGGCGAAUUUUUUGGCCCCAGGGACCGGGCGCUCCCCCGGGAGCAGGGAGCGCAGCGCCGGGCAGCGCCAGCCCCUGCCAGGUACACGAAUGGGAAACAAGAAAAAAAAAACAAAAGUCAGAAAAAAACCUAACCGACCACCUGUCUCAGCAAUGCACCCCGGUUUUUUGUACAUUAUUUGUGUAAUUUAAGAGGUAUAUAUAUAAUAUAUAUAUAUAUUGUGAUCGUAUUACCGUGGAUACAACAACUAAAGCAGCAAGAGAAAAUAACCGAGCUCUGUAA
Messenger RNA from Anas platyrhynchos (mallard), 2958 nucleotides. RefSeq names its product protein kinase C and casein kinase substrate in neurons 1 (gene PACSIN1). Gene Ontology annotation, cellular component: plasma membrane; endosome; cytoplasm. The record is from RefSeq and is a predicted model, not a curated record. Gene Ontology annotation, molecular function: phospholipid binding; protein binding. Lineage: Eukaryota; Metazoa; Chordata; Aves; Anseriformes; Anatidae. Gene Ontology annotation, biological process: regulation of endocytosis; positive regulation of dendrite development; neuron development.